AUGUUUUCAAAAGAUGCUGAAUGGAGCAAACACAAAGAAGAAGUCUCAUCCCUCUACCGCAAGAACCCACUAAACCGGAUGAUGAAACAUAUGAUCGCGAAGCAUGGAUUCCACAGAAAGGAAUCCGAGUACAAGAAGAAGCUCAAAGCUUGGGGGUUGAGGAAGAACGGUACGACCUCAGCAAGGGUGUUUGUGCAGCGAGAGGUUGCCAAACGAAAGUUACAGGGGAAAGAAGAUUACGAAGUGUUUAUGCAUGGGAAGAUCUACACGGCUAAGCAGGCAAAGAGGGAAAUGGCGAGACAUGUUACAUCUGCUACUAACUUUGCGUUGGAAGGCGAGUUUUCCCAGUCUUCAUGGGCUGGUUGGGGAUAG
Aspergillus tubingensis is the source of this 372-nucleotide messenger RNA. RefSeq names its product Clr5 domain-containing protein. The record is from RefSeq and is a predicted model, not a curated record. Lineage: Eukaryota; Fungi; Ascomycota; Eurotiomycetes; Eurotiales; Aspergillaceae. The coding region runs from base 1 to 372 and encodes 123 amino acids. The transcript is spliced from 2 exons.